AUGGAUGUCGACACAGAAACAUCUCAAGGCGAAACUAUAGCAGGUGGUCCAACUACUACUUCGCUUGUUCCACCUUGCGAACCAAAUCAAUUACAAGAUUAUUUUGAUAAAUUAUUACCUUUGGUCCUGGGGGCUGAAUCUUCUGAUUUAGCAAAUUCACUGUGGUCUGUGAGUGAUACCACAGAUAAAUUAAAGCGUUUUAUAAAUGACCCUCAGGUUAACGUUAUAUUUUUCACAAAGAGAAGAGACGACAAGAAAGAAGAAGAUGAACAAGCAACUUUCACAUAUUCAUACAUAUGUACACAAGAAAUCACUUACAAUUCAAAUAACGUUGCUUCCGUCGCUUUCAUAAAAUACGUACCUACGUUGGAUGGUUCUCGCGCAAUACAAACACAGAUUCAACUUAUAAAUUUACCUGGUCCUGCAUCAAGCGAUUCCGGUUCGACUGGUAUAAGCCCAUAUGAAGCGUUACAUUCUUACAUUCACCUUGCUGUUGCUCCUUAUUUCGAUGCAUAUGCUAGAGAAAAAGGUGCCAACGAAGGUCUUGUCAGCAUUGGAGGUAAAAAACACGAUGACUCUAAAAUUGGUAUUCCGAUGGCCAAAAAGAAAAUUACCGAAUUAGAAUUAUCACUUCUUCAUUUACAACAAAAUGUUGAAAUACCCGAGAUAUCACUUAAUAUACAUCCUGUAGUUCAAAAAACUGUGGAAGAGCGUGUAACCGUUGACAUGAUUGAAAAUCAAGCACUUCUCACAGAUUCAACAUUUUUGAAUAAACUCCAAGUAGAUGUAAACGGUUGGAUUAAAGAAAUUAAAAAGGUUACCAAGUUGUCACGUGAUCCGGCAAGUGGCACGGCCAUUCAAGAAAUUAAUUUCUGGCUAAGCAUGGAAAAAGCUUUGGAAGGUAUUGACGAACAGUUAAAAGGAGACCACAUCGAAUUAACAUUAAGCAUUUUGCGACAUGCUAAACGUUAUCACACAACGGUAUCAUUUAUCGCCGAUACUGGUUUGAAGGAAUCAAAAGAAAAAGUUAAUAAAUACAACCAACUUAUGAAGGAUUUUCCUCUUAAUGAACUUCUUUCUGCACCUGAUGUGAAUAAGAUAAAAGAAUCAUUAGACAUUAUUUUUACUCAUUUGAAGAAAUUAAGAUUAUCCACAUAUCCAAUCAAAAAAGCUCUCGCACUUGUUGAAGCUAUAUCACGUGAUUUAAAUGAUCAGCUACUCAGAGUUUUGGGUAACCGAAGAUUAAUGUAUAUGGAAUAUGAAGAUUUCGAAAAAAUUAUGUCUGGUGCUGAAGAUGUGUUUAAGACUUGGGACGAAAACAUUAAAGAAUUUAUAUAUAUAGCGCGUGAUGUUACACGUAAACGUUCAGACAAGUUUAUCCCAAUUAAAAUUAGCCCUGCACAUGACAAAUUACAAGAACGUGUUGCUUUUGUAAGGAAUUUCAGAAAACAACAUGAACAACUUCAUCCAACAAUUGUUAAAGUUAUUAAUUCAAUGGAAGAAGUUAAAUUGGCUUACGAAAGCGUGAAGGAUAUUGAUGUAUUGGAUGUAUCAAUUGAAGAUUUCGAAAAAAUUAUGUCUGGUGCUGAAGAUGUGUUUAAGACUUGGGACGAAAACAUUAAAGAAUUUACAAAUAUAGCGCGUGAUGUUACACGUAAACGUUCAGACAAGUUUAUCCCAAUUAAAAUUAGCCCUGCACAUGACAAAUUACAAGAACGUGUUGCUUUUGUAAGGAAUUUCAGAAAACAACAUGAACAACUUCAUCAAACAAUUGUUAAAGUUAUGUCACAACCUAAAACUACCACGAAGAUAGUGGUUGAAGGAGAAGACAAAGUGGUACGACAAGAAGAAGAAUCCGCAAAUACGAAUGAUAUUAAUUCAAUGGAAGAAGUUAAAUUGGCUUACGAGAGCGUGAAGGAUAUUGAUGUAUUGGAUGUAUCAAUUGAAGGUACCGAAAUUUGGAUGCAAGCGGAGAAUGCUUAUAACGAACGCGUUUCACGUGUCGAAAAUCAGAUCAUUUCGAGUUUACGUGAUCGUCUUGGUACUUGCAAGAACGCCAAUGAAAUGUUUCGCGUAUUCUCUAAAUUUAAUGCUUUGUUUGUUAGACCUAAGAUUCGUGGUGCCAUUCAAGAAUAUCAAACUCAACUUAUUGACUCCGUCAAAGAAGAUAUUAAGAAACUUCAAGACAAAUUCACACAACAAUAUCGUAAAUCUGAAGCAUAUCACAUGGCACAACUUCGUGACUUACCAGCUAUUUCCGGCGCUAUGAUUUGGGCUCGACAAAUAGAACGUCAAUUACAAGCAUACAUGAAGCGUGUUGAAGAUGUACUCGGAAAAGGUUGGGAAAUGUAUGCGGAAGGCCAAAAAUUGCAAACUGAUAGCAAUAACUUUAAGAAGAAAUUAGAUACCCGACCGAUUUUUGAAACCUGGCAAAAGGAUAUUCAGAAUAGACGCGAUUUAAAUGUUAGCGGUCGACUCUUUGAAAUUACUAAGAACCGUGCACAAGGGAAUGUACUGCAAUUGGGUGUUAAUUUUGACCCACAAAUUAUUACUUUAUUCAAAGAAGUGAGAAAUUUACUGUGGUUAAAUCAUCAAGUACCACAUAAUAUUAGCAGUCUUGCAAAGACUGCAAAACGUGUUUAUCCCUUUGCUGUCAGUCUUAUGGAAACAGUACGAACAUACGCACAAACUCUACAAAAAGUUCAAAAACAUCCUGAAAUUAUCAUGUUAGUAGCUAGUUAUCGACAUGAAGUACAGGUCAUGAUCACAAAAGGUAUAAAUUAUGAAUGGAAAUAUUUUGUCGAAACAUAUGAUCGCCAUUACAGAACAAAUUUACUUAAUGGAGGAGCCUUAGAUGAAAAUCAACAUGUCACUUUUGUAAGAGAGUUUGCAAACCAAGUAUCAAUCUUCCAAGAUAAAGUUGAUGCAUUGAUAGAUAGUUAUGACAGUAUCUCUCGACAUAUUGAUGAUUUGAAAACUUGCGCUUUUAAGGGUCGAAAAUUCCAGGCAAACUUAAAGAAAAUUCAAGAUAUAAUUAAUAGGCUUAUUCUUGAGUCAUACUCAAAUCUCAACCCAUGGGUUGCUCAACUUGAUAAACGUGUUGAAAAUGUUCUUGUUAACCGGUUAGAAGAUGCAGUUGAUGCGUGGACAAUAGAAUUUAUGGAAUCAGGCGACGAAUCUGCUAAUUUUGCGGAAUCCAUAUAUAGUGAAGCAGUUUCAAUAAGUGGUAAAGCUGUAGGAAAAAAUAAACGUAGAACCACAAGAAAUGAUUCAAUUGAUGGCGAAAGACCAACUAUAUCAAAAGCCGAGAAACCUACACUUGCUGUUUUAACUCAUGAAAUUAAGAUUCGUAAUCAAGUAAUUUAUCUAGACCCUCCUAUUGAAGAUGCUAGAGCAAAAUGGUAUAAUCAAUUCCAUGAAUGGCUUGCUAUUGUGUGCAGUCUUCCAAGACUCCAAAGUUCCAGUUACGAUAUUGAUUUACAAGUCAGAGGAACUUUUUCUCGUGAGACAACUUAUUCUAAUUUAUUGACACAGAUUCCGAGUAAUUCACUUGAGAAGGCUUAUGAAGUAAUCGAAGCCAAAUUGAAAGAAGUAUUCGAAUAUAUAAACGUUUGGUUUCAAUUUCAAUCGUUAUGGGAUCUUGAAGCAAAUAAUGUAUUCGCUGAACUUGGUGAUAAUCUUUUAAAAUGGCAACAAAUUCUUACUGAAAUUAAAAAAGCUAGAAAUACUUUUGAUAACUCUGAUACAUCACGAACCUUUGGUCCCAUAGUAAUUGAUUAUCAACAUGCACAAAGUAAGGUUAAUGCUAAAUAUGAUUCGUGGCAACGAGAGGUUCUCAAUAAGUUCGGUGCUAAGAUUGCAGAUUCUAUGAGAGAAUUUAACACGAACGUUUCUCAUGCUCGUAAUGAUCUUGAAAAUAAAUCCAUGGAAAGUGAUAAUACUAGUGAAGCUCUUGAACUGUUUAUCUUUGUUCAAGAUCUUAAUCGUAAAGUUGCUAAGUGGGAACAAGAUGUUGAAAUUUUCAAAAAUGGACAGAAAACUUUGGAGAGGCAACGAUACCAAUUCCCAAGUGAUUGGAUAUAUAUUGAUCAAAUUGAAAAUGAAUGGAGUGCUUUUAAUCAAAUAUUGAAAAGAAAGGACAAUGCAAUUAUGGAACAAGUUGAUAGCUUAAAAAUGAAGAUCAUUACUGAAGAUAAAGUCAUUGAAGGUAAAGUUAAAGAAAUAGUUACUGAAUGGUUUGAGAAAAAACCAAUUCAGGGAGAUAUUAAACCCGAUGUUGCAAUAAAUACACUUAAUCAAUUUGAGAGUCGCGUCUCUCGUAUCAAAGAAAAUUAUGAAAGUGUUUGUCAUGCUAAAGAAGCUCUUAAUAUGGAGUCGUCUUCUGAGGAUCGAUUAGAGCCUGUUUAUGAAGAACUUAAAGAUCUUAAGUCUGUAUGGAGUUCUCUUGGUAAAGUUUGGAGUUCUAUUAAUGAACUAAAGGAUCAACCAUGGGCUUCCGUUGUACCUCGUAAAAUCAGACAACAAUUGGAUAAUCUUAUCAAUUCUACAAAAGAAAUGCCCAGUCGUAUGCGUACAUAUGCAGCUUUUGAAUAUGUUCAAGAAACAAUGAAACAAUACAUCAAAGUUAAUCCUAUUCUCUCCGAACUUAAAUCCGAUGCUUUGAAAGAUCGUCAUUGGAAACAAUUAUUUAAAGUAUUACGUUUUGAAGGUCGUGUAAGUUCAUCUGAUAUGACUGUUGGUCAAAUUUGGGACAUGGACCUAAAGAAAAAUGAAACAGUUAUUAGAGAAGUUGUAGCUCAAGCAGCUGGUGAAAUGGCUCUCGAAGAAUUUUUAAAACAAGUUAAAGAAACGUGGACAACUUAUGCUCUUGAACUUGUAAAUUAUCAAAAUAAGUGUCGUCUUAUCAAAGGUUGGGAUGAUCUUUUUACAAAAUGCAGCGAAAAUCUUAAUUCAUUAACAGCCAUGAAAAUGUCACCAUAUUAUAAAACCUUUGAAGAAGAUGCUUCUUCAUGGGAAGAUAAAUUAAAUCGCGUUAACCUCUUGUUUGACGUUUGGAUUGAUGUUCAACGUCAAUGGGUAUAUUUGGAAGGUAUUUUUAGUGGUAGUGCAGACAUUAAACAUUUGCUUCCUGUAGAAACUCAACGCUUCACAAAUAUCAACUCUGAAUUCAUGGGUGUCAUGAAAAAAGUUUAUAAAUCUCCUUUCGUAAUGGAUGUUUUGGGUAUAAGAGAUGUUCAAAAAUCAUUAGAAAGAUUGUCUGAUCUCUUAAGUAAGAUUCAAAAAGCUCUUGGUGAAUACCUCGAAAGAGAACGUUCAUCAUUCCCUCGUUUCUACUUUGUUGGUGACGAAGAUUUACUCGAAAUUAUUGGUAAUAGUAAAGAUGUUGUUAGAAUCCAGAAACAUUUCAAAAAGAUGUUUGCUGGUAUUUCUAAUAUCUUAUUGAGCGAAGAUUUGACAAUCAUCCAAGGAAUGGCAUCCCGUGAGGGUGAAGAAAUUCCAUUCAAACAUCCGAUAUCAAUUAAAGAAAAUCCAAAAAUUAAUGACUGGCUUACUAUGAUCGAAAAAGAAAUGAAAGUCUCUCUCGCUGAAUGGUUAACAGAAGCUGUUGCUGAACUUAGUUCAUUUUACCUUAAUGAUGAAUUAGUUACCAGUACCUUAUUAGAAUGGAUUGAAAAAUAUGCAUCACAAUUAGUAGUAGUUGCGGUUCAAAUUGUUUGGACAACAUCUGUAGACAAAGCUCUCUCUACAAUAGAACAGGGUGAUCGUAACGAUCAAACUCCAUUAAACAAAUCCCUUCAGUUCGUAACUCGCGCAUUAGACGUCUUAGCUGACACUGUACUCACAGAUUUACCUUCAACUCAACGCAAAAAAUGUGAACAUUUAAUUACUGAACUUGUACAUCAACGAGAUCUUAUCCGUCAACUUACUAAGAACAAAAUAUCUUCACCAAAGGACUUUGAAUGGUUAUACCAAAUGAGAUUUUAUUUUAACGCAUCUAUUGAUGAUCCACUUGCUAGACUCACAAUUCAUAUGGCAAAUGCUCAAUUCUUAUACGGAUAUGAAUAUCUUGGUGUUCCUGACCGUCUAGUACAAACCCCUCUUACCGACAGAUGUUAUUUAACUCUCACUCAAGCUCUUUCUCUUCAACUCGGAGGCUCACCUUUCGGGCCGGGUACUGGUAAAACGGAGUCGGUUAAAGCUCUUGGUGUACAGCUUGGAAGAUUUGUGCUUGUAUUCUGCUGUGAUGAAAAUUUCGAUUUCCAAGCUAUGGGACGUAUUUUUGUUGGUCUCUGUCAAGUUGGUGCUUGGGGAUGUUUUGAUGAAUUUAAUCGUCUUGAAGAAAGAAUUUUAUCUGCUGUUUCGCAACAAGUACAAACCAUUCAACUUGGGUUAAAGUCAAUUGUAGAUAAUCCAAACGCUGAAGUAGAAAUUGUUGGCAAAAGUCUUACAGUUAAUGCAAAUACUGGCAUUUUUAUUACUAUGAAUCCUGGUUAUGCUGGACGUUCUAACUUACCAGAUAAUUUGAAAAAACUAUUUAGAAGUAUGGCUAUGACAAAACCAGAUCGUGAACUAAUUUCACAAGUUAUGCUUUACUCGCAAGGUUUCCGUACAGCCGAAACUCUUGCUUCUAAAGUAGUACCGCUUUUUAACCUAUGUACUGAACAAUUAUCGCCACAAGCACAUUAUGAUUUCGGUCUACGUGCUUUGAAAUGUGUACUUGUUAGUGCUGGUAAUUUAAAACGUGAACGUCUUCAAUCUCUUAGAGAUAAAAAUAGUGAUGAAUCAGAAUAUGCAAAUAUUUCAGAACCUAUUCCAGAACAAGAAAUUGUUAUUCAAAGUAUCCGUGAAACUAUUGUUCCAAAAUUGGUCGCUGACGAUAUUCCAUUGUUGUCCAGUUUAUUAGCUGAUGUAUUCCCUGGUGUUGAAUAUAGACCUGUAGAUCUUGAUAGACUUACAAACGAAAUCAAACUGGUCUGUCAAGAAAAACGUCUUCUCGAUGGAGAAAUGUGGAUGGAGAAAGUAUUACAACUUUAUCAAAUUCAAAACUUACAUCACGGUCUUAUGAUGGUAGGACCAUCAGGUUCUGGAAAAACUGUAGCUUGGAAGGUUCUUUUGGAAGCUCUAGAACGUGUACAGGGUGUAGAAGGUGUCUCAUAUGUAAUUGAUCCAAAAGCUAUCUCAAAGGAUGCUCUUUAUGGUACUCUUGAUCCUACUACUCGUGAAUGGGUAGAUGGUUUAUUUACACAUAUCUUGCGUAAAAUUGUGGACAAUGUUCGUGGUGAAAGUGGAAAAAGACAUUGGAUUAUUUUUGAUGGUGACGUAGAUCCCGAAUGGGUCGAAAACUUGAAUAGUGUACUUGAUGAUAAUAAGUUACUUACUUUACCUAACGGUGAACGUCUGAGUCUUCCACCAAAUGUUCGUAUUAUGUUUGAAGUAGAAAAUUUGAAAUACGCUACUUUGGCUACUGUCAGUCGUUGCGGUAUGGUUUGGUUCAGUGAAGAAGUUUGUACCCUAAAAAUGAUUUACACCAAUUACUUGGAGACUCUUAAAUCUGUACCAUUGGAUGACAAUGAAGAGGAAAAUUCCUCAACUGCACGCAGAGCUGAAUCUGGCGAAGAAGAAUCUGUUUCACCUCAUUUAAGUACACAACGUGCUGUUGCACAAAUUCUUGCUAAACACAUGACUGACGAUGGUUUCGUAACCAAAGCCCUCGAACAUGCUGAAAAAUUGGAACACAUUAUGGAUUUCACAAAGAUGCGUGUUUUAAAUACCUUAUUCUCGUUGAUGAAUAAGACAGUACAUAAUGUCAUUGAAUAUAACGUACAACAUCCCGAUUUUCCAAUGCCAGCCGAUCAUUUAGAAAGUUAUGUCACUAAACGUCUAGUUAUUGGUGUUAUUUGGAGUUUCUCUGGAGACGCGAAACUUGAUUUACGUGCUAAACUUGGAGAUUUCGUACGUGGAAUUACAAUUGUCGAUUUACCGCCUGCAUCUCCCGGAUCAUCUGUUAUUGACUACGAUGUUCAAAUAAGUAAUGGUGAAUGGGUUGCUUGGACAACUAAAGUACCUACUAUUGAAAUUGAAACUCAUACUGUUGCUGAAGCUGAUGUAGUUAUUCCCACUGUUGAUACUGUUCGUCAUGAAGAAGUUUUGUAUUCCUGGUUAUCAGAACACAAGCCACUUAUGCUUUGUGGUCCUCCAGGCUCCGGUAAAACAAUGACACUUUUCAGUGCUCUUAGAAAAUUACCUGACAUGGAAGUCGUUGGUCUCAACUUUUCUAGUGCUACAACUCCUGAACUUAUUUUGAAAACUUUUGAACAAUAUUGUGAAUAUAGAAAGACACCUAAUGGUAUAGUUUUGUCACCUAUCCUUAUUGGCCGUUGGAUUGUAGUAUUCUGCGAUGAAAUCAAUUUACCUGCUACUGAUAAAUAUGGAACUCAACGUGUUAUUUCAUUUUUAAGACAGUUAAUUGAAUAUGGAGGUUACUGGAGAACUACUGAUAAAGCAUGGGUUAAACUUGAACGUAUACAAUUUGUCGGUGCCUGUAAUCCACCAACAGAUCCUGGUCGUGUACCACUAACUCACAGAUUCCUUCGUCAUUCACCUUUAGUGAUGGUUGACUAUCCUGGCGAAAUUUCUCUUAACCAAAUUUAUGGUACUUUCUCACGUGCCAUGUUAAAAGUUGUCCCUACACUUCGAGCUUACGCCGAACCUCUUACAGCUGCAAUGGUAGAUUUCUAUCUUGCAUCACAAAAACAUUUCACACCAGAUAUUCAAGCUCAUUAUAUUUAUUCUCCUCGUGAAUUGACCCGAUGGAUGAGAGGUAUUUUUGAAGCCAUAAAACCAAUGGAAACAUUGUCUCUAGAAGGACUUGUUCGUAUCUGGGCACAUGAAGCUCUUCGAUUGUUCCAAGAUCGUCUUGUCACUGAAGAAGAAAAGAAAUGGACAGAUGAUACUAUUGAUGCAAUUGCUAUGAAACACUUCCCUAAUUUAAAUCAACAAGAAGCUUUAGGACGUCCAAUAUUAUUCUCCAAUUGGUUAUCCAAAUAUUAUAUUCCCGUUGAACGUGAGGAUUUACGUGAUUAUGUCAAAGCUCGCCUCAAAGUCUUUUAUGAAGAAGAAUUGGAUGUUCCAUUAGUACUAUUUAAUGAUGUAUUGGAUCACGUACUCCGUAUUGAUCGUGUAUUUAGACAAAUGCAAGGACAUUUACUUUUAAUUGGUGUAAGUGGUUCCGGUAAAACUACAUUAUCCAGAUUUGUUGCUUGGAUGAACGGUUUAAGUGUCUUCCAAAUCAAGGCUCAUAACAAAUACACCGGUGAUGACUUUGAUGAAGAUCUUCGCGUUGUUUUAAGACGUGCAGGUUGUAAAGGUGAAAAAAUAUGCUUCAUUAUGGACGAAUCCAAUGUAUUAGAUUCAGGUUUCUUAGAACGCAUGAAUACAUUGCUCGCUAAUGCUGAGGUUCCUGGAUUGUUUGAGGGUGAUGAAUAUAAUACUUUAAUGACAGCUUGUAAAGAAGGUGCUCAAAGAGAAGGGUUAAUGUUAGAUUCUCAAGAAGAAUUAUAUAAAUGGUUCACACAACAAGUAAUGAAGAAUUUGCACGUUGUGUUCACAAUGAAUCCUCCUGAAGGUGGUCUUGCUUCCCGUGCAGCAACUUCUCCUGCCUUAUUUAAUCGUUGUGUAUUAGAUUGGUUCGGUGAUUGGCCAGACCAAGCUUUCUUCCGAGUUGGUAUGGAAUUCACGCAUAACUUAGAUUUGGAUAUCCAGAAUUAUUCUCCACCGGUAAACUUCCCAACUGCGUAUCGUGGUUUAUCUCUUCCACCUACACAUCGAAAUGCUAUUGUAAAUGCUUUUGUAUACGUUCAUCAAUCACUUUAUGAUAUUAACGCAAAGUUAAGCAAACGACAAGGACGUUAUAAUUAUGUUACCCCCCGUCAUUAUUUGGACUUUAUCAAUCAUUAUGUACGUUUAUUUAAUGAGAAACGUGAAGACUUAGAAGAACAACAGCGUCAUUUGAACGUUGGUUUAGACAAAUUAAAAGAAACUGUGGAAACUGUAGAAGAACUUCGUAAGAGCUUAGCUAUCAAGGAGAAAGAUCUUAAAGCAAAAGAAGCUGAAGCCACUGAAAAAUUAAAGAAGAUGGUAGAAGAUGAAACACUUGCUAAAGCACAAAAAGAUGAAUCCGAAAAAAUUGGAGCUCAGCUUGAAAUUCAAACAAAAAACAUUGAAGAACGUCGUAGUGUUGUAUUAAGAGAUUUAGAGAAUGCAGAACCAGCUGUUGAAGAAGCGAGGAGAAGUGUACAAGGUAUUAAGAAACAACAACUUACCGAAGUACGUUCUAUGGGUAAUCCUCCUGAAGCUGUAAAACUCGCUAUGACUUCCGUUUGUACCUUGCUUGGAUUUACUAUAGACAAUUGGAAAGCUGUGCAAGGUAUCAUUCGUCGUGACGAUUUUAUUACAAGUAUUGUUAAUUAUGAUACGGACAAGAACAUGACAAAAAAUUUGAGAGAAAAAAUGAAGAAAGAAUAUUUAAGCAAACCGAAUUUCAAUUACGAGCUUGUAAACAAAGCUAGUAAAGCUUGUGGACCCUUAGUUAAAUGGGUAAUUGCUCAAGUGAGUUAUUCUGAAAUUUUGGAUAGAGUAGGACCUUUACGUCAAGAAGUAGAUAAUUUAGAAAAGGAACAGGAGUCUACUAAAUUGAAGGCUGUUAGUAUUCAAAGUAUGAUUAAUGAUUUAGAAGAAAAAAUUGGAAUAUAUAAAGUAGAAUAUGAAUCCUUAAUUAGUCAGAAAAAAGCUAUUAAAGAUGGUAUGGAAAGUGUCAAAACAAAAGUUGACCGUAGUAUGACGCUUCUUGAGAGUUUGUCAUCCGAAAAAGAAAGAUGGGAAAGCGGUAGCCAGGCAUUUGAAACACAAAUGGGUACUAUUGUGGGAGACGUCUUACUUUCAGCCGCUUUCCUCGCUUAUGGUGGUUAUUUUGAUCAACAAUAUCGUGAAAUAUUAGUGAACAAAUGGACAGGUCAUCUUGUCAACGCAAACAUUCAAUUCAAACAAGAACUUUCAUUAACAGAAUAUCUUUCAACCGCCGAUGAUCGUCUGUCAUGGCAAGCAAAUUCUCUUCCCGCGGACGAUCUUUGUACAGAAAAUGCUAUCAUGCUCAAACGCUUCAAUAGAUAUCCAUUAAUUAUUGAUCCAUCUGGUCAAGCUUCAGCCUUUUUGAUGAAUGAAUAUAAGGAUAGAAAAAUUGGAAUUACUAGUUUCUUGGAUGAUUCAUUCAUUAAAAACUUGGAAAGUGCUCUUCGUUUUGGUAAUCCAUUACUUAUUCAAGAUGUUGAACAUCUUGACCCUAUUUUAAAUGCUGUACUAAACAAAGAAUUGCGUCGUACUGGAGGUCGUGUCUUGAUCCGUUUAGGAGGACAAGAUAUUGAUUUCUCUCCAUCAUUUACUCUAUUCCUUUCAACUCGUGACCCAUCUGUCAAUUUCCCUCCAGACGUAUGCAGUCGUGUGACAUUUGUCAAUUUCACUGUAACUCGUGGUAGUUUACAAAGCCAAUGUCUUAAUCAAGUACUUAAGGUUGAAAGACCAGAUACUGACAAGAAGAGAACAGACUUAAUUAAACUUCAGGGUGAAUUCAAAUUAAAAUUAAGACAUCUUGAAAAAUCUCUUUUACAAGCUUUGAAUGAGUCGAAGGGUAAUAUUUUGGAUGAUGCUGUAGUUUUGAAUACUCUAGAAACAUUGAAAAAGGAAGCUGCUGAAAUUACUCAGAAGGUUCAAGAAACAGAAAGUAUUAUGCAAGAAGUUGAGGAAGUUACAAAGCAAUAUACUCCCCUUGCUCAGGCUUGUAGUUCAGUCUUCUUCGUAAUGGAACAAAUGAACUUAUUACAUCAUUUCUAUCAAUUUUCACUUGAAUAUUUUUAUGAAAUCUUCCAAUUUAUUCUCCAUGACAAUCCCAAUCUUAAAGAUAUUACGGAAGCUAACUCUAGAUUAGACAUUCUUAAACGCGACCUUUUUAACGUUUCUUUCAAACGUGUAUCACGUUCAUUAUUGCACGAAGAUUAUGUUACAUAUGCAAUUUUAUUAUCUCAAAUUAAGAUGCGUAGCUCACCUUCAGCAAUUGACGAAACAGAAUACGAUUUCUUAUUAAGCGGCGGUGAUGUAGUUCCCGGUUCUCAUGCUACUGCCAAAGAAUUAGGAUUACCAGCUGAUCUUUUCGAUUCUGAUCAAUUAUGUAAAAUCAAAGAAUUUACUACCCUCCCGUGUUUCUCCAAUCUUACUAAACAUAUCACAAGUAAUUUAUCAGAUUGGAAAGAAUUCUUGGAAGCUGAAUCUGCUGAAAACUGUAUUCCCGAAUUCUUGGAUAGUGGAUUACCUGCUACCGUCAAACAAUUACGAAAGAUAUUGAUUGUUAAAUGUUUCCGACCAGAUAGAUUGAUUCCUGCUGUGACCCAAUUAGUUGGUGUUGCAUUUGACCCAGCUUUCAUUAAUCAAACAGAUUUGGACUUUAAAGCUUUAGUUUUGGAUGAAAUUCAGCCAACUACACCAAUUUCCUUAUGUUCGGUUCCUGGUUAUGAUGCAAGUUUCCGUGUUGAUAACCUUGUUGCAGAACUUAAUGUUCGUUGCACAUCUGUUGCUAUGGGAUCACAAGAGGGUUUUACUCUUGCCGACAACGCUAUUGCUAGUUCCAUCAAGAAUGGUAACUGGGUGUUAUUGAAGAAUGUACAUCUUGCACCUUCCUGGUUAGGUCAAUUAGAAAAGAAAUUACAUAGCAUGAAAGCACAUAAAAACUUCAGAUUAUUCCUUACCAUGGAAACGAAUCCAAAAGUGCCAGUAAACUUAUUACGUCUAUCACGUAUACUUAUGUUCGAACCUCCACCAGGUAUUAAGGCUAACCUUACAGAUUCUCUCAAAGCUAUUGCUCCAAGUAGACUUCAAAAAGGACCUACGGAACGUGUCAGAUUAUACUUUAUGCUCGCAUGGUUACAUGCUAUUGUACAAGAACGUCUUCGUUACUGUCCUCUUGGUUGGACCAAGAUUUAUGAAUUUAAUGAAUCUGAUCAAGAUUUUGCUAUCAACACAAUUGACACUUGGUUAGACUCUGUUGCUCAAGGCAGAGCUAAUGUUUCCCCUGAUAAGAUUCCUUGGGAAGCUAUGCGUUCAUUGAUUACUAUUUCUGGUUAUGGUGGUCGUAUUGAUAACGAAUUUGAUAAACGUCUAUUGGAAUGUUUCGUUAAUAGUUUGUUCACACCAGCUGCAUAUGAUCUUGAUUUUAAACUUGUUGAAGGCGUUGACGACUUGGCUACACCUGAAGGCAGUAAGAUAGACCAAUUCAUGAACUGGGUUAAUAAACUCCCUGAAAGGCAACCACCAAUUUGGUUAGGAUUGCCAAGUAAUGCUGAAAAAGUAUUAUCCAUAAGCAAAGGUAAUGCAAUGCUUGUUAAAAUCAUUAAGAUGAGGAGUUUAGCUGACGACGAUGAAGUUGCAUACACACAAGAAUCAGGUUCUGAAUCAACUGGAGCGUCUGCUCAACCUGCUUGGAUGCGUGCUCUUUAUAAUAAUGUCGAUACUUGGUUAAAUAUAUUACCACAAAAACUAACUUCCAUGAAUCGUACCGCCGAAAGUAUCAAAAAUCCAUUAUUCAGGUUUUUCGAUCGUGAAAAUCAAAUAGGUCGUUCUCUUCUCAAAAAGAUACGUCAUGAUUUAGAAGAUAUAAAGAAGGUUUGCGAUGGCGAACUUAAACAAACCAAUCAUUUACGCAUGUUGUUGAGUUGUUUAACAAAAGGUAUUAUACCCGACCACUGGAGAAAAUAUAAAGUUUCAAAAACUGUUUCACUCAAUCAUUGGAUAGCAGAUUUUAAGAGUCGUUUACAACAACUAGAAGCAAUUACCAAUGAAACUGAAUAUUCAGGAUUAAAUGUAUGGUUAGGAGGUCUUUUCAUGCCUGAAGCAUAUGUUACAGCUACACGUCAAGCAGUAGCGCAAUCACACAAAUGGUCAUUAGAAGAAUUGAGAUUGGAAAUUGACCUUGACAGGAGUGGAGAUGAGGAUUCAUUUACGAUAUCAGGACUUAAACUUGCAGGUGCCGAAUGGAAAAAUGAUCAAAUAAGAUUGGUCCCAUCCCCAUUCACUAAAUUAGAUAAAUCACAAAUCCGAUGGGUAUUAAAGUCUAAGGAAGUCGAAAUCACUGAGCAAACAGUUCAACUCCCAGUUUACCUUAAUGAGGAUCGAAGUGAAUUACUUUUCAUAAUUAAUUCAAGUGCUGAGAAAGAAGACAAAAACAAAGUUGCUCAACGUGGUGUAGCAGUUAUUAUUUAA
Messenger RNA from Rhizophagus irregularis DAOM 181602=DAOM 197198, 14304 nucleotides. Lineage: Eukaryota; Fungi; Glomeromycota; Glomeromycetes; Glomerales; Glomeraceae. The record is from RefSeq and is a predicted model, not a curated record.